Messenger RNA from Seminavis robusta, 1032 nucleotides. The record is from the annotation of a GenBank genome assembly. NCBI's taxonomy places the organism in Eukaryota, Bacillariophyta, Bacillariophyceae, Naviculales, Naviculaceae.
AUGACCCAAAACUCACCCAGCAACUCAUCUGAAUCUGAAUCCAACGACUCCAACCAACCAGAACCUCCAACCAGCAGCCUCUACGACUUUGUUUCCAGUCUCAUCUCACCUGCUGCAGCAAACGUUUCCGGUGAUCCAGACUCUCAAACCUUCUCGUUCGACUCCAACCAACACGAAACCGAAACCAACAUGGCUGAACCUGCCCCCACCGUCUCUCCAACCUUCACUCAAGACCAGCUCCUCGAACUUCUCAGGACCGCUGGACGACAGUGGGAUGCAUUUUCUACUCUCAAGCAGCCUCUGGUUGGAGGACUCAAUGCGACUGGAGCUUGGACUGGACAUGGAGUCGGCGGUGAAGGAACUUCUCCCAUGAGCGCCCAGUGCAUGAGAGAUUUCAAGACGGAUGUGAUCAAGAACCAUCAGGCUCUCUCUCCCAUUGAAUUGAAAUGCAAGGAGGGACUGAGUGACUCACCGGACCUCCUGUUUAGUCUCCCUGGGGAACCAAACGCAGACAAGGUAGUGCCAUCGCUCAUUGCUCUAAGUGAGUUUAUGAUCUCAGUUGGGAUGGAAAGCGUCUUUCGAAUCAUUCAGACCGAUGGCACUCAGUUGGACAUGCUUCUCCAGCCUGGCAUGGUUUCCAGUGACAUUGAGCGAACCUGGCAUAAGGAUCUAACGAUCAAUGGAGUUAUCAAAGUCGAUGAUCAGGGCCGUCCUGUCCUGGUCAACGGUGCUGUCGAUCGUUUUGCUCAGUGCUCAUACGAUGCCCAGAACCUGCAUUGGUCGGGUGAAGCCGUGCUCAACUCUUGUUCGCCAACACUCAUGCAGGACCUUAAGCAAGUCAUCCCACAGCUCGCUGAUCGAACUGGUCCUCAUGUCCUAUUUACCAUUCUGAAGAAGAUCUACCGCCCAUCCAGCUCCAAGAUCAAGAGUCUUGUCAACAAGCUGGAGGCACUCAAGUUGACAGAUUACCCUGGGGAAAUGUCUCUCACUUUGUCCACGAUGCAUCUGCUAUCGUUCGGGAAAUUCAGAUGA